AUGAACGAUUUACAAGAUGUUAAUCCAUAUCCUUAAUUUGAUGAAUAAAAUGAAUCAAAUCAAUAAAUUGAAGAACCUACUGCUUCUUAGGCAAUUCCAGUCAUUCAAUAAAAUAUCAUUUUAGACAAUUCAACUCAAACAAGAACAAUUGGAGAAGCUUCAAGUGAAGAAAGAAAAUAAUUUCUUAUUCAAAGUCUUAGAGCCUUAUCAGUAUAAUAGAUAUUCUAAUUAUUUCUUGCAUUGGGUUUUGCAUUUGUAGAAGAAUGGGGAUUCUGUAGUAAUUUUUUCCUUUUCUUUUUCAUUACAUUGAGUCUACAUUUAUUUAUAGUAACAUAUAAAGCAAGAGGAAUGAAAAAAGAAGUAUCUAUAAAAUGAUAAAUAAAUAAUAGGAAGGAGUGAUGAAAUUAUAAUGGCUAGGUUGGAUGAUAUGCUAUUCAUUUGCAACAACUUUAUUUUCAACUUUGUUGAAUGUAUUAUACUUAGGAUGGUUCUUUUAUUUACCUUAUCUAACUAUGACAUUUUUAUUUCCUAUAAUAACAUUAGGAAUGAUUAUUCAUCUUUCAUCUGGAAAUGCAUGUCUAAAUACUAAAUGUAUAGAGAAUAUUGUAUCAAUAUAGAAUACACAAUUAUAUUCUUUGUAAUGAUCUUCUUCCUAGAUCUAUGUCUAUCAGUAUUUGAUGGUGGAUAUAUCCAUUUUGGAUAUUUAAUUGGAGAAGUUGUUUCAUAUCUUUAUGGAUUAUAUUUAACAUUCAUAAAUGUUUAAAUUUAAUAUGUAAGAAUUUAACAAAAUAAUAAUUUAAGCCAGUCAAUGAUUUAUCACUAAACCUUUAAUAGGAAGAAACAAAAUUGGAUUAAGUGAUGAAUUUAUUUGAUAGAGGAACAUAAAAAUUUGAAGUUGGUGUCAUUCCAACUGAAGCAUAGGAAAUUACAAUGGAAGAGAUCAAGAAAUAGAAUAAUGCAUAAAGAUUAAUUAAAUUGGCUAUUUUGUAAGUUUUCUGUAUAAUAUUCUAUGUAUUUCCAUGGUUAUAUUUGGUUUUAAUAACAUGGUUAAUGAUGGCAGCACAUAAAGCUGACACAAAAUUUGUAUAAAUUGGUAAGAAAUAAGAAGUCAAAUUGAAUGAACAAUUUGUUGCCCCAAUAUUAAUUAAUCUAGAUAUAUUGGGAGGAUUAAAACAUGCAAUAGAAUGA
Messenger RNA from Paramecium primaurelia, 1188 nucleotides. The record is from the annotation of a GenBank genome assembly. NCBI's taxonomy places the organism in Eukaryota, Ciliophora, Oligohymenophorea, Peniculida, Parameciidae.